This is a messenger RNA of Schistocerca cancellata (South American locust), 1437 nucleotides long. RefSeq lists its product as uncharacterized. Bases 1 to 1437 code for a protein of 478 amino acids. The record is from RefSeq and is a predicted model, not a curated record. The transcript has 8 exons. Lineage: Eukaryota; Metazoa; Arthropoda; Insecta; Orthoptera; Acrididae.
AUGGUCACCGUACGCGAGGCGACAUUAGGCACGCGUGCCAGUUUCUUUGGCUCUUCGGAGUCGAAAGGUUACUACACUCUGACCGGAACGCGUGGGACGCUGGAGCCGCCAUCCGCCGCGGUGCCGGCCGUGGCCCGCCUGGCAGCCAGCGUCUCCAGCUACGGACCGCCGCCGCCCCCUGCUGGUGGGGUGGAGGGGGAGGGGGAGGGGUGCGCCCGCCCCCGCGCCCUGGCGGCGCUCCACCGCCUCACGUGGGGCGGGGCCAGCCGACUCGCCGAGGAGCUCGGCUGCCGGAUCGCUGCCGACUGCACCGACUCCUGCCCCGCACGUGGGUUGAACGACGUGGAAUGGAACGUGACGACGCUGCAAACGGAUCAUCUGAGGUGUCAUGUCCUCUCGCAGUCACUGGACGCUGUUCGGCGCAUCACGAGAGCCAUACGCGCCAGGGGAGAAUGCGAGACGCACCAUAAACUGAAUUUCAUCCGGAAGCACUUGAACAAAACUGAACUCCGGGUCCAGCGGACGGUCUACCCGGAACAGCUCUCCAACUACUCGCGAGACUUCGCACAGCUGUUCUCACUCGGCGUGACGCAGGUCUCGCGACUGUUCAUUCCCCUCGGAUUCGAAAACAUGGGUAACGACACGACUGAGCAGCGACUCCAUGGAUGGAUUAAGGACAUGGAACGUGUGAGAGACAUGCUGCACACGAAAUUAAGCAGUUGGGUUCACGACAUGUACUCCGCCAGCGAACAGCCAGCGCACUACGAAAUUGAAGGCGACAAGAACAUACGCGGGAACUUAAUACUUAGGCGGCCGCUGUUGAAUGAUGAACUGCUGGAGUAUCAGCCACGGUACCUUUUCUUUCGCGAGGACUUCGGUGUGCUGUGCGAGGAGCGACAGCCAGAGGCAUCACAAAUGUUCGGUCUGGCCGAUGCACUAUACGACUUCUAUUACACCAACUGGUACAACAUACAGUGGGCCUUCAUGCAUCGCUUUGCAGACGGUACCGAGACUGUGGACGAGGAAUGGCAGCUGGAGGACAAAAGCAACACCACGCUCUCCGUCGACACUGACUGUGUGCAGCUGUUGGUGAACGCCCUGGACCACCCCACGUGUCCACUGGAAGACCUGCCACCAGAAACCGUGCAGCAGCGCCUACAGUGCCGCGUGCAGCUGUGGGGCGACCUGGUGCAGAGGUCGACACACAUACCCGUCACCAGCUACCUGGCCUACACGCAGAGAGCGAAUAUUAACCUCUGCCUCUUGGCCUGGAUGGCUGUCAGCUCGUUCGGCAUUUCGAACGGCGGGAAGGAAGAGUUGCCACUUAGGAUACAGCAGAACUCGAGAUCGCAGCAUGACUGGCGACCUCGGCACGUCACUAGGUGGGUGCCACGUGUGGCUUAUUCGCACACGCCUCUGGUCGCAGAGAGAUGCUGA